Molecule: messenger RNA, 663 nt
Organism: Diaporthe amygdali
Lineage: Eukaryota; Fungi; Ascomycota; Sordariomycetes; Diaporthales; Diaporthaceae
Exons: 2
Coding region: 1-663 (220 amino acids)
Source: RefSeq, a predicted model, not a curated record
AUGGAAGUUGCUAUGGUGUUGGAGCGACCUGUAUCCAGUCAGGAGGAAAUACCAAGUGUGGUCUCUCCGGGGGCACAGUCGGUGUCCCUGCCGUACCUGGAGCAACAACGCCAUCAGCAAGCGUCUGCCGCAACUCAAAGUCCCCAAGCAAGUUUAGGAUCCGCGCAGGUCGCCGGGAUAGCUAUCGGGUCCUCGAUAGGUGGAAUACUAUUCAUACUGUUCAUCAUCUCUACCUUGAUGUGGUAUCAUCGACGGAAGCUGCCAAAACCUGACGGCGACGAAAGAUUCAAUCCGGCAACGGACAGUGUCCGUGAGAUGUUCGACGGCCCCGGAAAUCAAGGAUCCCAAUCUCAGACUGUGUCGAUGUAUGACCCGGCCGCCUGGCGCGAGAACUAUUCGGCAUCAUCGCCUCGGGAACUUGAGGGCCGACCAUCGCUGCAGUCUCCGAGACGCGUGGCCAGUGAGGCAUGGCUACGAGGAAGUGUAGUCUCAGUCUCGUCGCCUGUCAGCACAAAUUUCUCCCAAGGAACAGUAUCGCAUAAAUCAUCGGCGUCAUGGCAAGAUGGGAUGGUUAUGAGGGGAGACCUUGCUCCCGCCCCCGCCCCACCGUAUGCUCGGAGGGUAUCAGCCAGGGCUUCUCCUAUUGCUGAGUUGCCUGCUUAG